UGGGUAAGUGAAGUUAACUUUUGUUUAUUUUUUCAAAUAUAUUUAAUGGCUUCUUUUGACGAUUUUUUUGGUGAUAAAACUCACAUUCCUGAUAGUAAUAUUUCAAGUAAUAAUCCAAAAGAUGCUGGAAUAACUAACACCAGCACUUUUGACAAAAAUCACUCAAUUCCCUCCUCUGAAAGUAAACAAAAUUCAGAAGAACCAUUGAAUUUAUCUCAGGUUAACCAAAAAAAAUCUUCGAUUAAACCAGAGAAUGUAAAGUCGUCAAAUCCAUACGAAGUUUGGCAGAGAAAUUUUACCGAAAGAAUCGAAAGACUAAAAAUUAAAGAGGCUGAAGAAAUUGAAAUUAGGACUAAACUAGCAGCAGCAGAACUUGAACAAUGGCAUAAAAAUCGCAAAUUACAAAUAGAUGCUAAGCUCAAAAAUCUGUUAGAUGAAGAACCCUCCGUAGAUUCAGUCAAUCGCAACGAAUUCAACUGGAUUACUGCUUCAAAAUAUUUAGAAUCAAGUGAUUUUUUCUUAAAAGACCAAUCUGGAGGUCAGAAUCAAAAACUUAUCGAAAUGAUUAUGAAAAAGAAACAAAUUCUUGAAAAAUCGCUAAAUUCCAAAAAAUAGAAAUAAUUAUUUUAAGAUAAAACUUCUUUAUUUUGUAAUAAUCAACAUCGGAUGAUGAAAAAAUCAUUAAAUUAAUGUACUUUAUCCAGUUA
Molecule: messenger RNA, 707 nt
Organism: Theileria parva strain Muguga
Lineage: Eukaryota; Apicomplexa; Aconoidasida; Piroplasmida; Theileriidae
Exons: 1
Coding region: 46-615 (189 amino acids)
Source: RefSeq, a predicted model, not a curated record